AUGGCGUCGACAGAGACGGUCAAGGUCAAGGUCGAGUUUGGAGGCGGCACCGAGUUGCUGCUGGCACCACCGCAAGACAAGAGGCACUCUCUCACCCUGCCACGCAAGGAUGCGGCGGGCACCGAGACUAAUGUCACGUUCUUGAUCGAAUACAUCCGCAAGAACCUCAUCACCGAACGAGAGGAGCUCUUUGUCGACGGCGACUCGGUCCGACCAGGCAUUCUUGUCCUCAUCAACAACAGCGACUGGGAGCUCGAAGGCGAAGGCGACUACGUUUUGCAGGAUGGCGACGAGGUUGUCUUCAUCAGCACGCUGCACGGUGGGUGA
Messenger RNA from Kalmanozyma brasiliensis GHG001, 327 nucleotides. RefSeq names its product Ubiquitin-related modifier 1. The record is from RefSeq and is a predicted model, not a curated record. Gene Ontology annotation, cellular component: cytoplasm; nucleus. Gene Ontology annotation, biological process: tRNA thio-modification; protein urmylation. The coding region runs from base 1 to 327 and encodes 108 amino acids. The transcript has a single exon. Gene Ontology annotation, molecular function: protein tag activity. Lineage: Eukaryota; Fungi; Basidiomycota; Ustilaginomycetes; Ustilaginales.